ACCCACUCCUUGACCGGGAUGAGGAUGGAGAUUUGGGAUUGGUUGCCGUGCAGCAUCGUACGGUUGUUACCAUUGCGCAGUACGUAAUCCCGCAUACGUUGUGCGUGAUACACCCUACUACUGUGUACCAUCAAUUUACUCAGUGAGCAAUGCUCACUGCGUGAUGGAGUGCGCUGUACAUCUUUCGUCAUUUUUAGACUUCCUCUCCAUUGUCGUCGUUGCCUGGUUAAAAAUCUGUCCAGCCAGUCAUGCCUCGUCGGUGUGUGGUGCUAGUAGCUGCUGCUACUCUCCUGGCAACCUCCACCGUUUUCUCGCUUUCGACGGACACGACGGCUACGACUCAUUCGUUCGCGCAACCGCAUAAUUUCGCAGCCCAGCGAUUUUUGAGGACGUACACUCCCUACAGCAACGAAGAGAGGGGGAUUGAUUUUAAAUCGAUCUUGGGCGUCGAUCUCAAGAACGUGUGGACCCAGCAAAAGCUCUCACACUACCUCAAGAAGGGGAAAAACGGAGACGACGUCUUCGAGAAGCUCAAGCUUCAGAAUGUCAAGGCAGGCAAGACAAUUUUUGAGAAUCCGAAGUUCCUCGCUUGGGAGCAAUACGUGGCCAAGUACAACGCGAACCCACUUAACGAGGAGAUCUCGAUGAUCGCAACACUAUCGAAGCACUUUGAUGAUGACGUACUGACGAAGAUGAUCGACGCGGCAUCAAAGUCGAGCGUCGCGGAGACGAAGCGUAUUGGGGCGACCUUGCAGGAACAACAGAUCCUGUUCUGGAGGAGCAAGAAGUUGGCACCAGACCGCGUUCUCAAACAGCUAAAACUCGCGAACGAUGUGGACGAUCUCCUAACCAGCCCAACUUUCUUGACACUCAGCAGAUAUCUUGACGACUAUAACGCGCAGAAUAAGAUGUCACUGUCAAUGACCGAGGUGCUCAGAAGAGGUUUCGAUGAGGACGAUGUGGCUAAGAUGCUCCAACAAGCUGUGUUGAAUGCCAAGGACGCGAAGACCAAGGACCUGGCGGUGAAAUUGCAGAACCAGCAGUUUGACAUCUGGAAGAAGCUCGGAUGGAAUGGUGACGAAAUAUUUACCAAGCUGGGACUCAACGAGCGCGGUGUCACUCUUGAAAACCCGAAUUUUGCGGCAUGGGCGAAAUACGUCGAGAAAACGACCGGAAAUGAAAAACUUCCGUUCAAUACUCUAUGGAAGAGAUAUGGUGAACAAACCCUGGCGACUAUGCUCAUCGCUGAUAGAAAGAAGCUUGGAGGAAACGAUUUCGUCACGUCCAUGCAGAGCCACCUUAUUGAGAAGUGGUUGACCAUGAUCCGAGACCCGGAUGACGUCGCUAAAAUACUCGGCACGUCGUUUCAGGGGAAGAUUCUUACCGCCUCAUAUCGUUGGAAUUUCAAGAGCGCGUUUGGUUAA
Messenger RNA from Phytophthora nicotianae INRA-310, 1424 nucleotides. RefSeq lists its product as hypothetical. Lineage: Eukaryota; Oomycota; Peronosporomycetes; Peronosporales; Peronosporaceae. Bases 249 to 1424 code for a protein of 391 amino acids. The transcript has a single exon. The record is from RefSeq and is a predicted model, not a curated record.